GUGAUUCGGCAUGGAGGCGGUGGCCGGGAGGAGCCGCCGGGGCAGAAGCCGCACUUGUUAGUGUUGGGGGAGGAGGGGGCCGGCGACGCCGACACCGUCAGUCAGGGACGCGGCGGCGAAGGCAGCCAAGGGGGGGUGGGGGUGGGGGCGAGACCAGGCUCCGACCCCCGGCCGAGGGGAUGAGGGGAGCAUGGGCGCCAAGGAGUCACGGAUCGGAUUCCUCAGCUACGAGGAGGCGCUGAGGAGAGUUACAGAUGUAGAGCUGAAGCGACUUAAAGAUGCCUUCAAGAGGACCUGUGGACUCUCAUAUUACAUGGGCCAGACCUGCUUCAUCAGGGAAGUACUUGGGGAUGGAGUACCUCCAAAGGUUGCUGAGGUGAUUUAUUGUUCUUUUGGUGGAACACCCAAAGGGCUACAUUUCAAUAAUUUAAUAGUUGGACUAGUCCUCCUUACAAGAGGCAGAGAUGAAGAAAAAGCAAAAUACAUUUUUAGUCUUUUUUCAAGUGAAUCCGGGAGCUAUGUUGUACGGGAAGAAAUGGAAAGAAUGCUUCAUGUGGUGGAUGGUAAAGUCCCAGAUACACUCAAAAAGUGUUUCUCAGAGGGUGAAAAGGUAAACUAUGAAAAAUUUAGAAAUUGGCUUCUUAUAAACAAAGAUGCUUUUACCUUCUCUCGUUGGCUACUGUCUGGAGGUGUGUAUGUUACCCUAACUGAUGACAGUGAUACUCCUACUUUCUACCAAACUCUGGCUGGUGUCACACAUUUGGAAGAAUCAGACAUCAUUGAUCUCGAAAAGCGUUAUUGGUUGCUAAAGGCUCAAUCCCGAACUGGACGAUUUGAUUUAGAGACCUUUGGCCCAUUGGUUUCACCACCUAUUCGUCCUUCUCUAAGUGAAGGUUUGUUUAAUGCCUUUGAUGAAAAUCGUGACAAUCACAUAGACUUUAAGGAGAUAUCCUGUGGGUUAUCAGCUUGCUGCAGGGGACCCCUGGCUGAAAGACAGAAAUUUUGUUUCAAGGUGUUUGAUGUUGACCGUGAUGGAGUUCUCUCCAGGGUUGAACUGAGAGACAUGGUGGUUGCACUUUUAGAGGUCUGGAAGGACAACCGCACUGAUGAUAUCCCCGAAUUGCAUAAGGAUCUCUCUGACAUUGUGGAAGGCAUAUUGGAUGCACAUGACACUACAAAAAUAGGCCAUCUUACUCUAGAAGACUAUCAGAUCUGGAGUGUGAAAAAUGUUCUUGCCAAUGAAUUUUUGAAUCUUCUCUUCCAGGUAUGUCACAUAGUUCUUGGGUUAAGACCAGCUACUCCAGAAGAAGAAGGACAAAUUAUUAGAGGAUGGUUAGAACGAGAAAGCAGGUAUGGUCUGCAGCCAGGACACAAUUGGUUUAUCAUCUCCAUGCAGUGGUGGCAACAGUGGAAAGAAUAUGUCAAAUACGAUGCCAACCCUGUUGUAAUUGAGCCCUCAUCUGUUAUGAAUGGAGGAAAAUUUUCGUUUGGUGCAGCAGUACAUCCUAUAGAGCAGGGUGAUGAUAGAAUUGGAGGUAACCUCAGUUACAUGAAUACCUCAGAAGAAAAGUUUUCAGACAACAUUUCUACUGCAUCUGAAGCCUCAGAAUCUGCAGGCAGUGGCUUUUUGUAUUCUGCCACACCAGGGACAGAUAUAUGCUUUGCUCGACAACAUAACACUUCUGACAAUAACAACCAGUGUUUGCUAGGAGCCAAUGGGAAUAUUCUGUUACACCUUAAUCCUCAGAAACCAGGAGCUAUUGAUAACCAGCCACUAGUAACUCAAGAACCAGUAAAGGCCACAUCAUUAACAUUAGAAGGAGGACGAUUAAAACGAACUCCCCAGCUGAUCCAUGGAAGAGAUUAUGAAAUGGUUCCAGAACCUGUAUGGAGAGCACUUUAUCACUGGUAUGGAGCAAAUCUGGCCCUACCUAGACCAGUGAUCAAGAAUAGCAAGACAGACAUUCCAGAGCUGGAAUUGUUUCCUCGACAUCUUCUCUUCCUAAGACAGCAGCCUGCAACUCGGACACAACAGUCUAACAUCUGGGUGAAUAUGGGAAAUGUACCUUCUCCAAAUGCACCUCUAAAGCGAGUAUUAGCCUAUACAGGCUGUUUUAGUAGAAUGCAGACCAUCAAGGAAAUUCAUGAGUAUCUAUCUCAAAGGCUUCGCAUCAAAGAGGAAGAUAUGCGCUUGUGGCUAUAUAAUAGCGAGAAUUACCUUACACUUCUGGAUGAUGAAGAUCAUAGAUUAGAAUAUUUGAAAAUCCAGGAUGAACAGCACCUGGUAAUUGAAGUUCGAAACAAAGACAUGAGUUGGCCUGAAGAGAUGUCCUUUAUAGCUAACAGUAGUAAAAUAGAUAGACACAAAGUUCCCACAGAAAAGGGAGCCACAGGUCUGAGUAAUCUGGGAAACACAUGCUUCAUGAAUUCAAGCAUCCAGUGUGUUAGUAACACACGGCCACUGACACAGUACUUUAUCUCAGGGAGACAUCUUUAUGAACUGAACAGGACAAAUCCCAUUGGUAUGAAGGGUCACAUGGCCAAAUGCUAUGGUGAUUUAGUACAGGAACUUUGGAGUGGAACUCAGAAGAACGUUGCCCCAUUAAAGCUUCGGUGGACCAUAGCAAAAUAUGCUCCCAGGUUUAAUGGAUUCCAGCAACAAGACUCCCAGGAACUCCUGGCUUUUCUCUUGGAUGGUCUUCAUGAAGAUCUCAACCGAGUACAUGAGAAGCCAUAUGUGGAACUUAAGGACAGUGAUGGCCGACCAGACUGGGAAGUAGCUGCAGAGGCCUGGGACAACCAUCUGAGGAGAAAUAGAUCAAUUGUUGUGGAUUUGUUCCAUGGGCAGCUAAGAUCCCAAGUCAGGUGCAAGACAUGUGGACAUAUAAGUGUCCGAUUUGACCCUUUCAAUUUUUUGUCUUUGCCACUACCAAUGGACAGUUAUAUGCACUUAGAAAUAACAGUAAUUAAAUUAGAUGGUACCACCCCCAUACGCUAUGGACUAAGACUAAAUAUGGAUGAAAAGUAUACAGGUUUGAAAAAACAACUGAGUGAUCUCUGUGGGCUUAAAUCAGAACAGAUCCUUCUUGCAGAAGUACAUGGUUCUAACAUAAAGAAUUUGCCUCAGGACAACCAAAAAGUUCGCCUCUCAGUGAGUGGAUUUUUGUGUGCAUUUGAAAUCCCCCUUCCUCCAUCUCCAGUUUCAGAAUCUAGUCCAGUACAAACAGAUUUCUCCUCUUCUCCAUCUACAAAUGGGAUGUUCAGCCUAACUACCAACGGGGACCUGUCUCGACCAAUAUUCAUCCCCAAUGGAAUGCCAAAUACUGUUGUGCCAUGUGGAACUGAGAAGAGUUUUACAAAUGGAAUGGUGAAUGGUCAUUUGCCAUAUCUUCCUGACAUCCCUGUUACAGGAUACAUUGUUGCAGUCCACCGAAAAAUGAUGAGGACAGAACUGUAUUUCCUGUCAUCUCAGAAGAACCGCCCCAGCCUCUUUGGAAUGCCACUGAUUGUUCCCUGUACUAUGAAUACUCGGAAGAAAGACCUAUAUGAUUCAGUUUGGAUUCAAGUAUCUCGAUUAGCCAGCCCACUCCCACCUCAGGAAGCUAGUAAUCAUGCUCAGGAUUGUGAUGACAGUAUGGGAUAUCAAUACCCAUUCACGCUACGAGUUGUGCAGAAAGACGGGAACUCCUGUGCUUGGUGCCCAUGGUAUAGAUUUUGCAGAGGUUGCAAAAUUGCUUGUGAUGAAGACAGAGCUUACAUUGGAAAUGCCUCUAUUGCUGUAGAUUGGGACCCCACAGCCCUUCAUCUCCGUUAUCAAACAUCGCAGGAAAGAGUUGUAGAUGAGCAUGAGAGUGUAGAGCAGAGUCGGCGAGCACAAGCUGAGCCCAUCAACCUAGACAACUGUCUCCGGGCUUUCACCAGUGAGGAGGAGCUAGGGGAAAAUGAGAUGUACUACUGUUCCAAGUGUAAAACUCAUUGCUUGGCAACCAAGAAGCUGGAUCUCUGGAGGCUUCCCCCCAUCCUGAUUAUUCACCUGAAAAGAUUUCAGUUUGUAAAUGGCCGGUGGAUAAAAUCACAGAAAAUUGUUAAAUUUCCUCGUGAAAGUUUUGAUCCUAGUGCUUUUUUGGUACCAAGAGACCCAGCUAUCUGCCAGCACAAAGCUCUCACACCCCAGGGGGAUGACUUCUCUGAAUCAAGGGUUCCAGAAGAAGUAAAGAAAGUGGAUGCCCAGAGCUCAGCAGGUGAAGAAGAUGUGCUCCUGAGCACAAGUCCUUCUUCACUCAGUGCAAACAUCACUAGUAGCCCAAAAGGUUCUCCUUCUUCAUCAAGGAAAGGUGGAACUAGCUGUCCCUCCAGCAAAAACAGCAGCCCAAACAGUAGCCCACGGACUUUGGGGAGGAGCAAAGGGAGGCUCCGGCUGCCUCAGAUAGGUAGCAAAAACAAGUUGUCAAGUAGUAAGGAGAACUUGGAUGCCAGCCGAGAGAAUGGGGCUGGGCAGAUCUGUGAGCUGGCUGAUACCUUGAGCAGAGAGCAUAUGCUGGGAGGCAGCCAGCUGGAGCUGGUCACCCCUCAGGACCAUGAAGUCACUUUGGCCAAUGGAUUUCUUUAUGAGCAUGAGGCAUGUGGCAAUGGCUACAGCAAUGGUCAACUUGGAAACCACAGUGAAGAGGACAGCACUGAUGACCAAAGAGAAGAUAGUCAUAUGAAACCUAUUUAUAAUCUAUAUGCAAUUUCAUGCCAUUCAGGAAUCCUGGGUGGGGGCCAUUACGUGACUUACGCCAAAAACCCAAACUGCAAGUGGUACUGUUACAAUGACAGCAGCUGUAAGGAACUUCACCCUGAUGAAAUUGACACUGACUCUGCCUACAUUCUUUUCUAUGAGCAGCGGGGGAUAGACUAUGCACAAUUUCUGCCAAAGAUUGAUGGCAAAAAGAUGGCAGACACGAGCAGCAUGGACGAAGACUUUGAGUCUGAUUACAAAAAGUACUGUGUGUUACAGUGAAGGCUACUGCUGUGCUGCUAGAUGGGCUGGUGAUGUGGGAGAGAUGACUCCUUGUAGCUGACAUUUGGCAAAAGCAUCACUGAAAGGCAGACUAAAUGUAGUUAUUUUAUUCUGUGACCCUGAAGCACAAAAGAAAAAUCCUAAUUAAAAUAGCAGUGAAGCUUAAGAAUAAUAACCAUUUUGUUUUGAAGUCUCUCUGGUUGAGAACCUUUAGGCAGAUUCUACCAUUAGCCUGUAAACAAAAGGGUUUGGCACCAACCACCUGGGACCAAAUAAGAAUUAAAUUGUGCUUGUCCAGAUAUGAACAGACUUGUAGUGAGGAUAGAGUUUACCAAUAAUCAUAACAAAAUACUAAGGAUUUCCUUAGAGUCAAAGUAAAAAAAAAAGUUUUUUUUUAAAUUGUAGUGUUGUCUAGGACGACAUGAUAUGCUACCUCCUUUUCCCUGAAGUUAUAUUGACAAUAUAAGAAAGCAAGAUCUUGAAAGGUAUGCAAAUGAAUCUCAUGCCAUGAACACAGAGUUUUCAUCUUUUAAACCCAUUUCCCCGCUCUUCCUAAGUCUUUCUUGCUUUCUGUUACUGUGUUUGUGUUUGAGACACAACCAGUCAUUGGUGGCAGAGACAUAUAGUGGUCAAUCUGAGAGGGAUAAUCUUUUAAAAAGCUAUGUCCUUUGGGCCGGGGUCUUAGUUGGAAGAUCCAGGAGAAAGAAAGAAAGCAUCUGUGAAAGCCAACUAAAAUGGCUGCGCUGAUAAAGGCAUCCCUUCUUGUAGGAUACUCCAAGUGUCCUCAAAACUUUCUCCCCCACACACUGUGAGUGUGGCAGGGUGGUUGCCAAUGUUUGCACCAUCUUCCAUGCACGUGUUGCACAGAGGUUCUAGGAGAGUAUGUGGCGUCAGAGUUAGAUGGUGUUUCACAUUAGUGGUGGUUUUUCUCCCUGUUUCUUGUUUUGCACUUUAAAAAAGAAAAUACAUGCAAACAGACUUACAUUUUGAUGGCUCUAAGGGCUAUAAACUAACUUGAUUGGGGGUAUUUUCCCCAUCUUAUAAAAAUUUAAAAACAAAACACAUCCCAAACCUUGGUAGUUAGUGUAGUUUUAAUGAAAUUGGUGAGUUUAGAAAGUAAACUGUUUGGUUUGCACAUCCAUUCAUUUUUUUAUUUAGGGUUUUUGUUUUGUUUGUUCUUGAUUUGUUGUUUUUUUUUUUUUUUUUGCACUAGUCAUCAAAAGUUGUAUCUUUGCUUAUAUCAUUUUUCUUCUGAUUAUUCAAGACUGGAACAAAAAUGAAUGUUAUUUAUUUUCAAGCAGCAUUUUUUUCCUGUGUUGUGUUUUAAUAUCUAUUCAAAGGAAAUGUUUCUCCUUAUUUUUUGUUCUUUUUAAAAAUUUUUAUUUGGACCCUAGAAGUUAAUUCUCACAGUCAGCUCCUUUUAACCUUCCUUCCUCAUGGGUAGUAAAUGCCAGUGUAAUUAAGCAUUCGUGUUGUGAUAUCUGAGGCCAGUAACUACUAGUUCUUCCCAGAGCAUUUAGAAAGGUUGCCUUAAGUGGCUUCCUAAGUUGGAACUUUUUUCAGAAGAAUAUAAUUGCAAGUAGGAAGGAAUGGCCAAAUGAUUUAAUGUAAUGAAGUCAAAAUGCAUACAUUGUAGUCUCAAGAUUUUCAGUGUAUCCAAUCUGUCCAUUUCUACCUAGACAAGUCCCAUGAAAAAAGUAGAUUUUAAAUAAUUUCCUUACAGAUGUUUUAUUUAAACAGGUAGCACAAUCUACUAAUGUUGUUUGAUCUGUGUUUGUUAUAUUGGUUGUAAUUAAUUUUUUAAAUUCAUGAACUAGCAGAAAAUUUAUUAAAUUAACUAUUAACUUACAUUCACCUUGUAAAUUUCUGUAUAAAACUUGUUGACAAUGCACUGACUUUAGAAAGACGUUAAUGUACAUAAAUAGAGUGUAAAUAAAAUAGUGUUGUACUGAAAUAUGAACUGUAUAAAACGUAUUGGUAAUUAUAUAUGGAGUGUAUCUGUUUAUCUGUAACUAUUACCCAAACAAAUUAAAUACUGUGGAUGCCCAUGUGUUGUUUUCCUCAUACAAGUAAACAAAAAAAUCGACUUCU
Messenger RNA from Dipodomys spectabilis (banner-tailed kangaroo rat), 7093 nucleotides. RefSeq names its product ubiquitin specific peptidase 32 (gene Usp32). NCBI's taxonomy places the organism in Eukaryota, Metazoa, Chordata, Mammalia, Rodentia, Heteromyidae. Gene Ontology annotation, biological process: protein deubiquitination. The record is from RefSeq and is a predicted model, not a curated record. Gene Ontology annotation, molecular function: cysteine-type deubiquitinase activity; calcium ion binding. Gene Ontology annotation, cellular component: Golgi apparatus. Bases 191 to 5002 code for a protein of 1603 amino acids. The transcript has 34 exons.